Solenopsis invicta (red fire ant) is the source of this 4189-nucleotide messenger RNA. RefSeq lists its product as uncharacterized. The transcript is spliced from 4 exons. Bases 1532 to 2383 code for a protein of 283 amino acids. The record is from RefSeq and is a predicted model, not a curated record. NCBI's taxonomy places the organism in Eukaryota, Metazoa, Arthropoda, Insecta, Hymenoptera, Formicidae.
UAUCAUAGAAAACGCGCGCGCAAAUAUUCAUCUUGGAAAAAAAAAACUUUCACAAGUGGGUCAGUGCGCCGUUAUUUUGUGCAUAAAAGAAAAUUUAAAAAAUAUUUUUUUAUUCAUCAAUAUAACGUAUAUACAAUAAAGUCAUCUAAACAUUUUUUUUUAAAUGAAGUUAUUUAUUUAUCUACAAUAAAUUCCAAAAUUUAGAUAUCAUUUUAGUGCUAUCCCUUAAUUAAAUAGUCUCAUCCUAGAAUUGUGCAAAAAGUUAUUAAUUAUUAAAUUAUAACCUAGUUCCCGCAGAAGAAAUUCAGGACGCUUAUAUUUAAAAAAAAUUUGUGUCGUAUAUUGUAGGUAUAUCAUCUUGUGUCUAUCAAGUUAAUAAUUUAAACGAAGCUAUAUUCAUACAUAUAAAUUCUAAAUGUGUAGUAUUAUCGAUAAAUUGCUAUUGUGGAAAUAUAUUCGUGUACAAAACAGGGAAUACUUUUAAAACGUUGUAAAUUACACAAUAUUCAGAUCGCUGUAACUCAGUGAAAAAUUAUCGUAAAAAAAAACUAAAAAAGCAUUUUGAAAUCUCUAGUUUCGAGAUUGACAAUUCAUCAAACGAUUUACAGAUUGCUUACGAAAGUUACGCAGAUUCUAAUGGGGAUACGUCAAACUCAAAAUUUUUUACGAACUUUGCAAAGCUCCACGGCGUAAAAUAAAAAUUGCAUGCAAAUGCGAUUUACAGCAUUCGAAAGCGCGACUCUUUACUUUUAAUUUGCGUACUUAAUUUUUGCUGAAGUCGAUAUUUGAACUUCGUGAAAAAAAAUUGUAAAUCGAACUUUUUAGGCUCAUUUUAAUGAGCGAAGCCUUUUGAUUAUUUAAGUUGAUUUUUCUCGAAAAUUCUUUUGCAUGCAGUUUUUACUCGACUACUUUUACAUUAAUCUAAUAUAAUUUUAAUUUAUAUAUCAUUGCGAAUAAGUAGCUCAUAAAAAUUCUUGGAAAUUUUGAAAAAAUUAAUAUUUUCUGACUUUUGACUUAGUAUUUUUUUAAUUUUUUUUUAAUAAUGUUAUUUUUUGUUGUCUUCUACGUCAAUAAUUUUUUUAAGUUUUUUGUCACAUUUAAAAACUUUAAUAAGUAAUUCAUUAAUAAAAACCAUUAUCACACUGUAGUAUUUUCUCUUAUUUUCUUAAGAAAAAUUACGUAAAAGCAAUCGUCAACCUUCAUAGAGACAUUGAUGAUUUCUAAAUUGUUUAAUUUUCGAAAAGUUCCAUUAAAAUUUUUGGUAUAUAUUUAUAUAAGGGUAUUUUUAUCGUAUUGAAAUACUUUUCCUGCGGCGGAAAUCGAUGAAUUCUAUCCAUCAUCGAGAAGGAAAUAGCAAUGUCCAAAUGGUCAUAUGGUAGACAGUAAGUACUAACAUAGUUUUUGCUAGCGAUUGCGGAGAAUUGUCGGUCGAGCGUAAAGUCCGGCCGCCUUUUGACCGCUACCUUGAUGCCCUUCGAUGACUCGUAAUGACUACCUGCACGACAUCAUACUCUAUUUUCUGCACGUAUAAAUGUACGCGUUACAUUGCCCGCACGACCGUCUUUCGCAGUGCAUUGCGACGUGUCCGUACGUGAAGAGGUCUCCGGAGGAGUGUAGAUUUUUCCAGAUGCACCCUCGUGCUUUCCACGUCCUUGCUCUCGCACUGACUGCGGUCGUAAGGGCCGGCUGUGACGAUAAAACAAAAUGGUACUCUGGAUUACGAUCCAUAAUCAAGAAUUGCCCAUCGGUGUCCCAGAACAGCUCCGACCAGGAUGAAUUGUUAGACAUUUUUAGAAGAUGCGUGCAGCAAAGGGCUAUCGAUACGUUGGAUAUUCUUCUCAACGAAGAUGUUAUUACGUUAUUUGACGGAGUUGAUUUGAUACGACUUCAUUCAAAUGAUGAAAACAAUACGGAAUAUAAAGAUAAUUUAACCGAUGAGUUGGAAGAGGAGGACAUCAGCUGGCCGGCGAUCAUCUGGAAUCGAAUGACACGCGUUCUGCGGACUCACGCUUUCAAAAUUAACGUCGAUCGUAUGUUUAACACAGCUGCCAACACGUCCGCGCAGAAUCUGGACAGUAUCGUCCAAGGUCGCGGAAAGCGCCGUCGAAAGAAUAACUUGUUUCCGAUGAUGGUGAUGGGCCUGAUGAUAGUUGGUACGAUCCUAGUGCCGAUGGGCUUUCAAUUCCUCGCAGUGUUGGGCGGUAAAGCUCUCAUUCUUGCUAAAAUGGCCCUUAUAUUGUCCAGUAUACAAGGUCUGAAAAAGAUAGCCACCAGCGGCGUCAAUUACGGAUUGUAUCAUGUCCAUGACGGCUUUCACGACAGGAGUCAACAGGUCCCCGAGGAAGAACAUCCGAUGUACCUGCCUCCGCGUCCUUACAAUUAGUUGAACGACUCUUCGCCAAAUGGAACGUUUCAAGUAUAUUAAUAUAUUCAUUCGAGAGAGUUCCAACGCGACGCGCAUUGUUCUUUCAUCGAUAAUAUUGUAUAAAGGGCGAAAUGAGAUGGCACAAUCAAAAUUAUUUCCUGAAUUAUUCAUGGCAAUGCUUUGGAAUUUUAUUAAUAAUCACGCACAGUGAUUUACUCUAUUUUUCCCUCGACAACUUUUACUCAUCGCCACACAUUUUGCCGCAAGCUGUUUCAUCGUGCAAAUUCUACAAUCUUCACUUGGCCUUGCUAGACCUUGUGCGCAACAUAGAAAUAUUAAAUAUUCGGAAUAGGAAUUAAAAUUUUAAAAUCAGUCUCCUUAAUGAAUAUUAAAUGUAAGAAGACGUAAGGUGCGACAACAAAUGUCUCGUACAAAAACUGCAACGUUACUUAUUAUCUAUAGUGCUCCUUGAAAGAGAGAGAGAGAAAACUGAUUCUAAAAUUCAAAUUCCUCCAAUUCCUUAUUAUCUAAUAUUCCUGUAUUGUACGCUACUUAUUACAGAACUCGUGUUAACAGUAGUGUUAAAAUAGUAGAACUCGUACUCGAGUUCUCCUCCGACAAACUUUGAAAACGAUCUUUAGGAGGAGAUGGUGGGAGGUGAAAUAUUUUCCUCUUCCAAACUUUUUUAAUAUGUUAAUCUCAAUCAAACUCAAUUUUCAUAGUUUUAAUAACUGUUACGAAUUGUACAAAUUAAUAAAUAUGCGCGAAUUUGAAAGUAUUUACAAUUUUGUAGAUUUUUAGGUCGCCGCGCCCGCACCCACAUGUUGAUUUAUCUACCACAGUAGAAUUGCAAAUCAGCAAUUGUAUUACUGAUAGUAGAUCCAUAAAUAGAUUGUAUUAUUUGCAGUUUGUUUCCAUCUUCGUGACCAUGGUUUAAUAAUAAACAUGAGAAUCGGUCGCGCGUUCCGUUUUGUUCUGACGUGCGAGUGUCUCGUUGAAGAUACAGUCUGUCAUAUAAGAGCAUCGUCUGCAAGUAUGAGAAAGAAAAAGAUUACUAUUUUCUAAAAGUAUACGCACGCACGCACGCACGCACGCACGCACCCACCCAUGCACGCACAUACGCAAAUAAAUCACCUCCGUAUCCCGUUCAAGGGGAAGGACAAACAAAUUGGAUUCAAUUCGUGCUCCAGGGAGAAGAAACAAAUCGGAAAUGUGGAGCGUGCGUAUGCAUGUUUUAAAAUAAUAAUUUUCUUUUUGAAUUUACACGGACGACGCUCAUAAGUACAAAUAUCGUAAUAUGUCAAACACGGAUAAUAAUAUCAAUAUAACUGAUAUCGUUGCACUGCGCGGAUUUUCUCCUAACAAUAAGAUACCAUUCUAACGAUAGUUACGUAUAAAUUACAUAAGUGUUGAAAAUCGACAUUUAUGUUAUAAUCUAUCACAAUCACAAUUUGAUAGAUUAUAGCAGGUGACAAUCGCGGUUAUUUAUUCACGAAUGUCGUGAAGAUACGUCGCAUUUCGCGUUUAACCUCUAUGGGGAAGCAUGCUUACACAAUAUCCAUCAUUUACAUCUAAAUAGAUACCGUCAAGCAGGGAGAUUGUGAUGUCUAUAGACUAUAGACUAUCUCGCUUCUAUCGUGUAGAAAAAAAAAUCGAAAUUUGUAUAUGCGGAUAUUGACCAAUAUGUGUUUCUUUAAUUUCUGUAUUUAGCGUAUAGUGAAUAGAUCCGUUAAUAAAUGAGCGAUUAUCAGUCAGUAUCCUUGUAUCCAAUAUUUAUUUCUGUAAUUGUAUAAAAUAAUAUAAUUAUUAUAAAAUUUUACUUAA